This is a messenger RNA of Vitis riparia (riverbank grape), 1731 nucleotides long. RefSeq names its product beta-amylase 1, chloroplastic-like. Bases 63 to 1442 code for a protein of 459 amino acids. Gene Ontology annotation, biological process: polysaccharide catabolic process. Gene Ontology annotation, molecular function: beta-amylase activity. The transcript is spliced from 4 exons. Lineage: Eukaryota; Viridiplantae; Streptophyta; Magnoliopsida; Vitales; Vitaceae. The record is from RefSeq and is a predicted model, not a curated record.
UCUCUUAUUUUUUGACCGGAGGGAAGAGGGCGGAUCUGUCAGUGGCGUGCCAGUCGUUCGCGAUGGAGACGGAGGCGACACCGGCAGAGAGGGAGUACAAGGAGGGGGGUGCAAAGGCUACGGGGAAGGGGGUGCCGGUUUACGUGAUGAUACCUUUGGAUAGUGUGACGAUGGGGAAUGGUGUGAAUACGUGGGAGGGGAUGAAAGAGAGGAUGCAGAAGCUGAAGAGCGCGGGUGUGGAGGGGGUGAUGAUGGACGUCUGGUGGGGACUGGUGGAGAGGGAGGCCCCUGGCACCUAUAAUUGGGGUGGCUACGUGGAGCUCCUGGAGAUGGCCAAGCAGCAUGUGCUCAAAGUUCAGGCGGUCAUGUCCUUCCAUAAAUGUGGUGGAAACGUCGGUGACUCCUGCACGAUCCCUUUACCUAACUGGGUUGUGGAAGAGAUCAACAAAGAUCCGGACCUUGCAUACACUGAUCAAUGGGGGAGGAGAAAUUAUGAAUAUGUGUCCCUUGGGUCUGAUACUCUUCCAGUCCUCAAGGGGCGAACACCCGUCCAGUGUUAUGCUGACUUCAUGCGUGCAUUCAGAGACAAUUUCAAGCAUCUUCUUGGUGACACCAUUGUGGAAAUCCAAGUGGGGAUGGGACCAUCAGGUGAGCUCCGCUACCCUUCAUAUCCAGAGCAAAAUGGGACAUGGAAAUUCCCAGGCAUUGGAGCAUUCCAGUGUUAUGACAAGUAUAUGCUCAGUAGCUUGAAAGCUGCUGCAGAAGCUGCUGGCAAACCAAAAUGGGGUAGCACCGGUCCCACAGAUGCUGGCCACUACAACAACUGGCCAGAAGAUACACAGUUUUUCCGACGAGAAGGAGGGGGUUGGACCAGUCCUUAUGGUGAAUUCUUUCUUAACUGGUAUUCUCAGAUGCUUCUAGACCAUGGUGAGAGAAUACUGUCAUCAGCCAAGUCCAUCUUUCAGGACAUGGGAGUUAAGAUCUCAGUCAAGGUUUCAGGUAUUCACUGGCACUAUGGGACACGGUCCCAUGCUCCAGAGCUCACGGCAGGGUACUAUAACACACGGUUCCGAGAUGGAUACAUUCCUAUUGCUCAAAUGUUAGCACGCCAUGGUGCCAUACUCAACUUCACCUGCAUAGAGAUGCGUGAUCAUGAGCAGCCACAGGAUGCUCGUUGUGCACCCGAGAAGCUUGUGAGGCAAGUGGCUCUAGCAACUCGGAAAGCUCGAGUCCCACUUGCUGGGGAAAAUGCAUUGCCUCGAUAUGAUGAGACUGCGCAUGAGCAGAUCUUGAGAGCAUCAUCCUUGAAUUUUGACGGUGAAGAAAGAGAGAUGUGUGCUUUUACAUACUUGAGAAUGAAUCCGGACCUAUUCCAGGCAGACAACUGGAGAAGGUUUGUUGCAUUUGUGAAAAAGAUGAAGGAAGGGAAGAAUGCACACUAGUGUCGGGAACAAGUGGAGCAGGAAGCAGAGCACUUUGUAGGAUAAUAAAUUGCGACAUAUGAGUGUUGGUUUUAAUAAACUUAAAAAUGUCAAAGCCAACUUUAAUGGUCAGGCAAAUUAAAGGGGACUUAUAUUUUCUAAAAAUUUGCUUAGAAUAUUUUUUUCCGUGGUUAGCACUUUUUGGAAAUCAAACAUGGCAUAAAAGCAUCCAGCCUUCAGCCAUUAAAUUCGACGUCGCUUUGUAAAGUUGAUUAUAAAUGAUGAAGCUAUAUAUGGUGAGUAGGCUACA